Messenger RNA from Cutaneotrichosporon oleaginosum, 3164 nucleotides. RefSeq lists its product as uncharacterized. Gene Ontology annotation, cellular component: Prp19 complex; post-mRNA release spliceosomal complex; U2-type catalytic step 2 spliceosome. The record is from RefSeq and is a predicted model, not a curated record. Gene Ontology annotation, biological process: mRNA splicing, via spliceosome; generation of catalytic spliceosome for first transesterification step. Gene Ontology annotation, molecular function: protein binding. Lineage: Eukaryota; Fungi; Basidiomycota; Tremellomycetes; Trichosporonales; Trichosporonaceae.
CACAAUAACAUACCACCCCAGCAUCCGCAACCAUGGUCGACGCGCAGAGCUCGCUCCUCGCGGAGCUCGCGUCGCGGUUCCCGCUGACGGUGCCCAUACCGACUCCCUUGACCAACCCCGAGCUCAUCCGCACCUCGGACCUGGCUGUGGAGGAGGAUCUCCUGCACAACCCGGACAACAUGAGGCUGUGGCUCAACCACAUCGCGUCUAUCAAGGACCGGAUUGGCAAGGCUAUGCCCCCGAAGAACCAUGAUCCGUCGCCUGAAGAGAAGAUGCUUGGCAUCCUCGCGUAUCCCGUUGCGCGUGAUGGGCUGCGCGAGCUCGUCAUGGUGUACGAGCGUGCCCUCGCAGUCUUCCCCACGAACUACAAGCUGUGGAAAUCAUACUUCCUCACUCGCCAGGAGUACGUGAUGGGCUCACUCACUGCGGAAGCUGUCAAGGCCCGCGCGCACCAAGCGAAGCGCGGCGCCGCGUACAAGACGAACGUGAAGGAGUUGCUGGAUGACGCCGAGGACACAAACUCGUGGGAGGGCGGCCUUGACGGUAUCGUCGGCUUCGAGGAGUGGCGCGCCCUCUUUGCGACAGGCGAGCGUAUGCUCCAAUGGCUUAGCCACCUCCCGGUCCCUUGGCUGCUCCACUUGUCGAUGGUUCUGCACCCCAAGUGCCCGCCCAUGUUCCAGCGGACUUACGCGCGCCGCACGUUUGACCGCGCCCUUCGUACUCUCCCGCCCAGUUUGCAUGGGCGUAUCUGGGGCUUGUACCUCCGCUGGGCAGAGAUCGUAGGCGGCGAGGCAGGCGAGCGUGUGUGGCGCCGCUUCUUGAAGAUCGACUCCUCCCUCACAGAGCGCCAUAUCACGUAUCUGCUCGAGUCGGAGCCACCUAGGCCCUUGGCUGCGGCCAAGUACCUGCUCCUACUGGCGCGCCGCGCUGCGCAGAACCUCUACUCGUCACUCGAGGGAAAAUCACCUUACCAACUGUUUGUCGACUUCCUCGAGCUUGUCGAGAAGUACGCCGAUGAGGUGGGCAUGGACGAGGACCAAACGCUCGAGGUGCAAGAAACGAGGAGAGCAGUGGAAGAUGCGGUGGACGGGGAGGGGGAGGAGGACGCACCCGCCCAAUCAAAGUUUGGGGAUCGCCUGGACCGGAUUGCUGGGCCCGCAGCACCGACUUCGUCGAAAGCUAUGCUGCACAAGCCACCACCAAACAUCGGCGGUGAGAGCAAAAAGACCGACACCACGGUUCUCGAAGACGAGGACACUGAUCCGUCCAACCCAAGGUUACUGGACGUGGAGGGCAUCGUGCUCCGCGACGGUCUGAACGUGUACAAUGACCAGGCGGGGCGACUGUGGACCGGUUUGGCGACGUAUUGGAUCAAGCGCGGCGAGCUGGACCGCGCAACGGCGACGUUUGAGCGAGGCCUGGCCGAGGUAGUCACAAUCCGAGACUUCACGCAGAUCUUCGACGCCUACUCUGAGUUUUCGGAGACUAUCGUGUCGUCGCUCAUGGACGCGCUGGCCGACGAGGAGAACCUCGAGGACGAGGACUUCGAUGUCGAGGAGACCGAGGCUGAACUCGACGCGCGCAUGAAGGCAUUUGAGGAGCUCAUGGACCGCCGUCCAUUCCUCGUCAAUGACGUGCUGCUGCGCCGUAACCCUAACGACGUUGUCGAGUGGGAGAAGCGCGUCGCGUUGCAUGCUGGCGACGACGAGGCCAUCGUGUCUACAUACCUCAAGGCCAUUGACACGAUUAACCCUCGCAAAACCACCAGCCCGCUGUAUCCCCUUUACGUUAACUUUGCCAAGUUCUACGAGGAGGGCGGAUCUGUGGAUCCCAGCACUGGCGAGCCAGGCAGCGAGCCAAACCUUGACGAGGCGCGCAAGAUCUUCGAGAAGGCAACGCGCGUGUCGUUCAAGAGCGUGGACGAGUUGGCUGAGGUUUGGUGCGAAUGGGCUGAGAUGGAAUUGCGGAAUGAGAACUACGAAGAGGCCAUCCGGCUGAUGCAGCGCGCGACUACGGUGCCGAAGAACACCAAGGUCGAUUACUAUAACGACAACCUCCUGCCGCAAACGCGCUUAUUCAAGUCUCUCAAGCUAUGGUCCUUCUACUCGGAUCUCGAGGAGUCGAUUGGGUCAGUCGAGUCGACCAAGGCGGUGUACGACAAGAUCAUGGAGCUCAAGAUUGCGAAUGCGCAGACCAUUGUCAACUACGCGACUUUCCUCGAGGAGAACAAGUACUUCGAGGAGAGUUUCAAGGUUUACGAGCGUGGCAUCGAGGUGUUCAACUUCCCAAUCGCGUUCGAGAUCUGGAACAUCUACCUGUCCAAGUUCGUAAAGCGAUUUGGCGGCAGCAAGCUCGAGCGUACACGCGAUCUGUUCGAGCAGGCACUCGAGAACUGUCCGCCCAAGUUCUGCAAGCCGUUGUACCUCAUGUACGCCAAGCUCGAGGAGGAGCACGGCCUCGCCAAGCGCGCCAUGGGCAUCUACGACCGCGCCGCCUCGACAGUCCAGGACUCGGACAAGUUCCAGAUGUACACGAUCUACAUCGCCAAGGCGACGGCCAACUUCGGCUUGCCAGCCACACGGCCGAUCUACGAGCGCGCGAUCGGCGCGCUGCCCGACCGCGAGACGGCUAUCAUGUGCCGCCGCUUCGCGCAGAUGGAGCGCAAGCUGGGCGAGAUCGAUCGUGCACGCGCAAUCUACGCUCACGCGUCCCAGUUCUGCGACCCGCGCGUCGACAAAGCGUUCUGGACCGAGUGGAGCGAGUUCGAGAUCGACACGGGCUCAGAGGAGACGUUCCGCGAGAUGCUCCGCAUCAAGCGCGCCGUCCAGGCCAGCUACAACACGAACGAGAGCUUCCUCGCGGCGCAGAAGGCCGCAGCCGUCAGCGGUACCGAGAAGCCUACGGAUGCGGCCGACGAGGCUGCGCGCGAGGCCGCAGACCCUAUGGCGGCCGUGGAGCGCGAGAUGGGUGGCGGUGGCGCGCCUGCGUUCGUCGCGUCGACGCUCAAGCCCCAGACACAGCACGAGGAGAUGCCUGCCGCAGAGAGCGCGGCUAACCCGGAUGCGAUUGACAUCGCGGACGACGACUUCUAGACCAUUAGAAGCAUGUAUCAGCUAGCAUGGGACAAGACAACCUUUACAUUUACUUCUGACAACUGUCCUUCU